AUAACCCCUGCACUGCAAGUGCAAUGCAUUAAGAAGCACUCGGCAUCCUUUUGUCUUUGCCCUCCGCUUUCUCUCUCUAAACAGAUUUUUCUCUCUCUAAAAUUUUCGUUUUCCGUACGCCAUGACCUCCCCCUCCGCUUCUUCACGCAAGGCUUUGAGCAAGAUCGCAUGCAACCGGCUGCAGAAAGAGCUGGUGGAGUGGCAGGUGAAUCCUCCUGCGGGUUUCAAGCAUAAAGUUACUGAUAAUCUUCAGAGGUGGGUAAUUGAAGUCAACGGCGCGCCUGGGACGCUGUACGCGGGCGAAACCUACCAGCUUCAGGUGGAUUUCCCGGAGCAUUACCCUAUGGAAGCGCCUCAGGUUAUAUUUGUUCCUCCAGCUCCACUCCAUCCACACAUAUAUAGCAAUGGCCACAUUUGUUUAGAUAUUUUGUACGAUUCCUGGUCCCCAGCCAUGACUGUAAGUUCAAUUUGCAUCAGCAUUCUCUCCAUGUUGUCAAGCUCCACAGUGAAGCAACGUCCAGCAGACAAUGAUCGCUAUGUGAAGAACUGUAAGAAUGGCAGAUCUCCCAAGGAGACAAGAUGGUGGUUCCAUGACGAUAAAGUGUAAUAACUAAAAUCUGGAGAAAUCUGUAACACCACCCCACUUGAGGGCUGGAUGGUAUUCUCUUCCCUUUACAAGCUAAGGGAAGAACCCAAAAAAAUAUUUGAAAAGGAAAAAAUGAUUUUAUUUUGACUGCACUGGAUGCCGAGAAGGCAUCGAACAGACAAUUUAGUAGCUGCUGGCCUAAUGUCGAUGUAUUUAAAAUGUCAGCGGUUUUUUCUAGCUUGUGUGAAGCCAAAGCAUGCAAUUGCCUAUCUCUAA
Messenger RNA from Sesamum indicum (sesame), 862 nucleotides. RefSeq names its product putative ubiquitin-conjugating enzyme E2 18. The record is from RefSeq and is a predicted model, not a curated record. Lineage: Eukaryota; Viridiplantae; Streptophyta; Magnoliopsida; Lamiales; Pedaliaceae.